Mycotypha africana is the source of this 1860-nucleotide messenger RNA. RefSeq names its product V-type proton ATPase catalytic subunit A. The record is from RefSeq and is a predicted model, not a curated record. Gene Ontology annotation, molecular function: proton-transporting ATPase activity, rotational mechanism; ATP hydrolysis activity; ATP binding. Gene Ontology annotation, cellular component: proton-transporting V-type ATPase, V1 domain; fungal-type vacuole membrane. The transcript is spliced from 8 exons. Lineage: Eukaryota; Fungi; Mucoromycota; Mucoromycetes; Mucorales; Mycotyphaceae. Gene Ontology annotation, biological process: proton transmembrane transport; ATP metabolic process. Bases 1 to 1860 code for a protein of 619 amino acids.
AUGGCUGGAGCACUUGAAAACGCACAAAAAGAAAUACCUAGAAUUAGAGACCAUGAACGCGAGUCUGAUUUCGGUUCCAUCUUCUCUGUUUCUGGUCCAGUCGUUGUCGCUGAAAACAUGCGUGGUUCUGCCAUGUACGAGUUGGUUCGUGUUGGUCACUCUGAACUUGUUGGUGAAGUUAUUCGUAUUGAUGGUGAUAAAGCGACCAUUCAGGUGUACGAAGAAACUGGCGGUUUGACUGUUGGUGACCCAGUUUUGAGAUCCGGUAAACCUUUAUCUGUAGAACUUGGUCCAGGUCUCAUGUCAAACAUUUAUGAUGGUAUUCAAAGACCCCUUAAGGAAAUUCAUGAUACCACCCAAAGUAUCUAUAUUCCUCGUGGUAUCGCCACUCCCGCUUUGGAUAAAGUCUACUCUUGGGAUUUCGAACCUCUUAACUUCCAGGUUGGGGAUCACAUCACUGGUGGUGAUAUUUAUGGUAAAGUGUAUGAAAACUCUCUUGUCACUUGCCACAAUAUCAUGUUACCACCCAAGUGCCUCGGUACUAUUACUUAUAUUGCACCUAAGGGCUCUUACACAUUACAAGAUACUGUUCUUGAAACUGAAUUUGAAGGAGAAACUACAAAACAUACCAUGAGUCACCUCUGGCCUGUUCGUACUCCUCGUCCAGUCGCUGAAAAGUUGACCGCAAACCAUCCUUUAUUGACUGGUCAACGUGUACUUGACUCUCUCUUCCCUUGUGUCCAAGGAGGUACUACCGCUAUCCCUGGUGCUUUUGGUUGUGGUAAAACUGUCAUUUCUCAAUCUCUUUCUAAAUACUCCAAUUCCGAUAUCAUUAUUUACGUCGGUUGUGGUGAACGUGGUAACGAAAUGGCUGAAGUGUUGAUGGACUUCCCUGAAUUAUCAAUUGAUAUUGACGGCCGUAAAGAAUCUAUUAUGAAGCGUACUACAUUAGUUGCAAACACCUCCAACAUGCCUGUCGCUGCUCGUGAAGCUUCUAUUUAUACUGGUAUUACCCUUUCUGAAUACUUCCGUGAUAUGGGUAAGAACGUUGCUAUGAUGGCUGAUUCUACCUCUCGUUGGGCUGAAGCUCUUCGUGAAAUUUCCGGUCGUUUGGCUGAAAUGCCAGCAGAUUCCGGUUAUCCUGCUUACUUGGGUGCCCGUCUCGCCUCUUUUUACGAACGUGCUGGUCGUGCUACUUGUCUCGGUAACCCUAGUCGUGAAGGUUCCGUUACUGUUGUCGGUGCUGUGUCUCCUCCUGGCGGUGAUUUCUCAGAUCCUGUUACUGCCUCUACUCUCGGUAUUGUACAAGUAUUCUGGGGUCUUGAUAAGAAGCUUGCUCAACGUAAGCAUUUCCCUUCAGUCAACUGGAGUUUGUCUUACUCUAAAUACGAAAAGAUCUUGGAACCUUAUUAUGAGAAGCACGAUAGUGAAUAUAUUGCUCUGCGUGAUAGAUGUAAGGAAAUCCUUCAAAUGGAAGAGAACCUUUCAGAAAUUGUGCAGUUGGUUGGUAAAUCUGGUUUGAAUGAAUCAGAUAAGAUUACAUUGGAAAUCGCACAGAUUAUUAAGGAUGACUUCUUGCAACAAAACGGUUAUAGUAACUAUGAUCGUUACUGUCCUUUCUAUAAAACAACUUGGAUGUUACGUAAUAUGAUUGGUUUCUACGAGAAGGCUGUUCAUGCUGUCGAAGCUUCCAAUAACCAACUGUCAUGGGUUAAGAUCCGUGAAUCUAUGGGAGAUAUUUUAUACAAGUUAUCUUCUAUGAAGUUUGAAGACCCUGCUGAGGGUGAAGCCGCUUUGGUUGAAAAGUAUACCGCUCUUCAAAAGGAAAUUGAAGCCAAAUUCAAUGAUAUUGAGGCUUAA